CCGGAACCAUCGAAGGGGGAAGACUUUAAAGGGAGGACGCUCGUGCAAAGAUGGCCGACGUACCAGAUAAUGCUCCAGAACAUUGUCCAGGAACAACGAGUGAGCAAGCAGGAAAGUCAGCGUCAUGUCAGGGCUGCCCCAACCAGAAGCUGUGUGCUUCUGGAGCCACCAAGGCUCCCGACCCCGCUAUAGCAGAGAUAGGAGCCAAGCUGUCAACAGUCAAACACAAGAUCCUUGUGCUGUCUGGAAAAGGAGGAGUGGGGAAGAGCACCUUCAGUGCUCACCUGGCCCACGCCCUGGCGAGUGACAGCACAAAGGAGGUUGCCCUGCUGGAUGUAGAUAUCUGUGGUCCAUCCAUUCCAAGGAUCAUGGGUUUAGAGGGAGAACAAGUUCACCAGAGUGGCUCAGGCUGGUCUCCUGUGUAUGUGGAUGACAACCUGGCGGUCAUGUCGAUUGGCUUCCUGCUCAGUAGCCCCGAUGACGCUGUGAUCUGGAGAGGACCCAAGAAGAACGGAAUGAUCAAGCAGUUUUUGAGGGACGUUGACUGGGGGGAGCUGGAUUACCUUAUCGUGGACACGCCCCCCGGCACCUCUGACGAGCACCUGUCUAUUGUCCAGUACCUUAGCUCCACUCAUGUUGAUGGAGCUGUCAUCAUCACCACACCACAGGAGGUGUCGUUGCAGGAUGUGCGAAAGGAGAUCAGAUUCUGUCAGAAGGUCAAGCUGCCGAUCAUCGGAGUGGUGGAGAACAUGAGCGGCUUUGUCUGUCCUAAAUGCAAGAACACAUCACAAAUCUUCCCUCCCACCAGCGGAGGCGCUGAGCAAAUGUGUGCAGACCUAAAUCUACCUCUGUUAGGAAAAGUGCCUCUGGACCCGAGGAUAGCACGAAGCUGCGACGAGGGCAAAUCUUUCCUCAGCGAAGUACCUGACUCUCCUGCUGCUGCUGUCUACCAGAGAAUUGUGCAGAGUAUCCAGGACUACUGCUCUAACGGUGAGACAGAGGAGCAGAGCACCACAUGAGGCCACUCCGAUGGGGGAACCACAACACUGAGACAGAACACAUGAUGAGCAUGUGGAAGGAAUGAAACGCACAUAUAAAGGUCCAUAACAUCAGUGUGCUAUAGUUAUCAAAGCUUGUCAGAAGUUGUAUAAUUUGAAUUCAUGACAGGUAGUAGCUUUGAUAUUAUCUCAGCGAGCCAGAUCCAGUUUUGAAUACUGAUGCUUGCUUUACAUGUCAUUCCUACUGAAAGCAUACAUUUCUAAAAACAGGUCAUGAAUAAAUAUAUAUUUUCAAUUUCAAGAUAAAUAAAACAGCUGGGCGCUGUACUCAACAGGAGUUACUAGUACAUUUGUCGAGCACUGCUUUCAGCUGUGGAUUAAUACACAUUUGCUCAAGUGAGUAUUUGCAGCAGCAGAAUAGUGUUUGUGGGAUCAACUCAAGAUAACCCGCAGUGCCCUCAGUAAUGGUGAUGAAGGAACAUAGUACCCAGUGGGUCUAUGGCACGGAGGAAUAAGACGGUGCUUGUUAAUGGGAUCAAUUUGUUGUUGGUUUAGGUGUUUUUAUGGGAUUUGUUUGCAAUAAGAGAAGUAUAGAAUCUCACCAGACUCAUCCUUACGUAAAUUAAAGUAAAGGUGGGCUACAUGUGGAGUAGCAGAGGCUCACUCUGAAACAAACACACAUGUAAACUAUGUCAGUUCCUUUACAAGAUGAAAACAGAUUCCAGUUGAACAAGUUCUCUGCAUGCAGAGCACAGAAUCAUCAGUAUGGUAUGAAGCUUCCCAUUUGCAUUUGCUUCUUCUGUAAUUGUGAGUUUUGUAGAGAGAUGUGACUCCGUUGUUACUCAAUACACCUGUAAAGGUGGAUUCCCUGUUUUGAAUCACAGCUUAUUAUGAUUUGAUUAAUGAUUUGUAAAAAAAAGAAAAAAAAAGUGUUUUGGACAGAUGUUUUGAUUUAUAAAAUAUAAUACCAAACGUCUAUUUCUACUGAACCCUUAUUACAGGUUUGUUUUAGUUUUUGUUGAUCUGCUUUAUGAAUGUAGGAUUCCUUGGGAUCACCUUGUCUUUAAUGUUAAAACUCACAGUUUCUUUUUAUUAUAUACUUUGCCAAAUACUGAGAGUAAGGAUGAUGAUGA
Molecule: messenger RNA, 2131 nt
Organism: Toxotes jaculatrix (banded archerfish)
Lineage: Eukaryota; Metazoa; Chordata; Actinopteri; Toxotidae
Gene: nubp1
Product: nucleotide binding protein 1 (MinD homolog, E. coli)
Exons: 10
Coding region: 51-1019 (322 amino acids)
Biological process (GO): iron-sulfur cluster assembly
Cellular component (GO): cytosol
Molecular function (GO): 4 iron, 4 sulfur cluster binding; ATP-dependent FeS chaperone activity; ATP binding
Source: RefSeq, a predicted model, not a curated record